GCAUAUAGUUGGUGUUAAGCUUUAGUGUAUGCUAGUUAUUGUGGUUUGCUGGUGAAGUCCCCAUUGAUAAGAUGGCCUCCCAGGUUUGUCAAAACUAUCACCAGGAUUGUGAAGCUGCUGUCAACAAGCAGAUUAACCUGGAGCUCACUGCCUCCUAUCUCUAUCAGUCUUUGAUGUCGUACUUUGACCAGGAUGAUGUUGCCCUGCACCAUUUCUCCCAGUUCUUCAAAGCUCAGUCCCAGGAGAAGCAGGAACAUGCAGAGAAGCUGCUGAAAUUCCAGAAUCAGCGUGGAGGCAGAGUCUUCCUCCAGGAUGUGAAGAAGCCAGAGAGGGAUGAGUGGGGUAACGGUCUGCAGGCAAUGCAGGUUGCCCUGGAUCUGGAGAAGAAUGUGAACCAGAGUUUGCUGGAUCUACACCAACUCGCCACUGUCCAGACUGACCCUCAUCUGUGUGACUUCCUGGAGACCCACUAUUUGGAUGAGGAGGUUGAGAUCAUCAAGCGACUUGGGGACUACAUCACCAACCUGAAGCGUCUGGGAGCUCCUGAGAAUGGGCUGGGAGAGUACCUGUUUGACCGGCUCUCGCUGGAGGACAGCAGUUAGUGGGGCCUUUGACAGCAAUCUCUUUACCUGCUUCAUUCCAAAGCUGCUCCUGAAUUUAGAAAUGAGUAACAAAGAAAUAGCUGUGUUGGAUCACUUGACAAUAAAGAAAUCUGUUGAUCUUGCCUAUACUUGCUAUUUUGAUCACCUGGUUACUUAAACCUCAAGCUUGACUUGGUCAAAUGAUUCAGUGACUUAUCUGAGUGAUCACACUGGAUUCUCUUUUGAUUGAGGGUGAACAAGUUGUUAUGCCUUUUUAGAAAGUGCUGACUUGAUGGGAAUAAGGUUUAUGGUACUGCAGUCUUGAUAGUGAAAUCCCCUGAAAGGUGUGUAGGGGGAAUUAAAUUACAACUUACAUCCCAUGAAAAGGGGCUUCACUUUGAUUUACUGUUGUGUACUGAGAUAGUGAAAAGCUUGCUGCUGUACAAGCAGAUCAUAGUAACCAAGGAAAGAUCCAAAAGACUUAACAUAAGACUAUAGUGCACAGACACAAUUAGCAUUGUUUGGCCUCUGCUCAGCAUCUGACUGUUAUCUGAGGAAUGCUUUUUGGUAAAAGGCAGAAAGAUACCAUCUGUUCCUGGUCUGUAACUACAUUCCAAUCCUACAUUUGAUACCUGACUUAUCUCACCCAGCUCACUGGGAGCAAGUCCCAAACAGUUUGAAACAGACUUCUUAACUGCUGAAUAGUGUGUAUUACUCUUACCACUACCCUAAAUUGAGCAUGUUCUACUGUUGAAUUCACUUUCACUGUGGUAUCAGGCAAUUUGUGACCCCUCUUGCAAUGUGUGGGCUUUAAAAACCUCCUAAGGAGAUGGUCUG
Molecule: messenger RNA, 1418 nt
Organism: Chiloscyllium plagiosum (whitespotted bambooshark)
Lineage: Eukaryota; Metazoa; Chordata; Chondrichthyes; Orectolobiformes; Hemiscylliidae
Product: ferritin, middle subunit-like
Biological process (GO): intracellular iron ion homeostasis; iron ion transport
Cellular component (GO): cytoplasm
Molecular function (GO): ferrous iron binding; ferric iron binding
Source: RefSeq, a predicted model, not a curated record